GCACUUCACCAAUCCUUUGCUAUAAAUUGUGCACUCCCGUUGCUCUGAUGAAUUAUACUCUCUCUCUCUCUCUCUCUCUCUCUCUCUCUCUCUCUCUCUCAUUGCACGCUAUAGCCUAUAGUGAAUUUCUCGGUCUCACACUCUCACUUUCAAGUUCCUAUAACCACCUUCUGACGGUCUGUUAGGCUUGUGUUUCGCAUAGAAGAGAGAAUCAUGCCGUGCUACAGGAUCUGCAAACAAACAAAAGAUUACAACAAUAUGAGAGCACUGAGGAAAUGGUGGGAAGAAUGGGAUCUGAGGAUUCUAAUUCUCUACAUCCUCAUUGCUCAGUUAUACCUUCAUUUCUUCGGACGACUCCGUAGAAAGAAUAAGUCACUGUUGAUGAUGAUUGUGAGUGUUUGGUUACUCUACUUAUUUUCUGAUUUGUUAGCAACAAUUGCUCUUGGAAAGCUCUCCAAGAUCAAAGUUGACGAUAACAGUAAAGACAAUUCCAUCAAGCCAAAGGGACAUUCCAACAAAAUUACAAUGGGCGAAGAAGCGCUUAGGGUAAUGUGGGCACCCCUGGUCUUGUUCUAUCUCGGGGGUCCGGAUACCAUUACCGUCUUACGCGCUGAGGAAAAUCAGUUGUGGAUGAGACACCUCAUAGGACUUUUAACCCAAGGCCUAAGAACAGCUUAUGCCCUGAUAGUAACCUGGAAUAAAGAAGGAUUGUCUCUUCUGGCCCUGCUGGUGUUUGUUCCUGGUAUUAUCAAGUAUGGAGAGAGAGUGUGGGUAGUCAGGUCAAGAUCCCAUGACUACAAGGGUUUUUCUAAGGCAGAUUUAGGCGAAAUAGACAAAAUCAUUGCUUCGCGAGCAGCUUCGCGACCGACUGCGAACCUGGUGCUCCUAGCAUAUUCCUGGUUCCGGACCUUAUUGCCUCAUAAUAGAAGUUACAAGAGUGAUACGACGACAUUGGAAAUUUUGAAAGCAAGGUUUCGUGACUCGGUUAAAAUGGGUAGUAUUGAUGCUUUCAAACUGAUUGAGAUCGAGUUGGGUUUGAUGUAUGACAUGCUCUUCAGCAAGGUAGGCACGAUUUUUACUGUAUGGGGAAGCGUACUUAGAUUUCUUAGCUUCUCUUUGAUUCUUUCUGUGCUUGUGAUAUACAUCACGUGUGACAAGCCUCGCGGGCAUUUGGAAGGUGAUCAUAUUGUAACCGUCAUUCUGUUAGCUGGAGCCAUUUUUUUGGAGAUAGCUGGCAUUAUUGUGCAACUUGUUUCGGAUUGGGCCAUGGUUUGGGCAUAUAAGAAUGGAAGUAAGUGGGCUAAUUGGGUUCUCUUUCUACACGAAAUUGUAAAUUCUAAAAGCCAGAGGUGGUCUGGGUUAAUGGGGCAAUUCAGUUUGCGGGAGUUCUGCGAAAACUACAAGCCUCCUGUGUUCAAUACGAAAUGGGAGAGGCCUUUUGGCAGGGAAAAAAUGUUGAAGAGAUUCAGCUUACAGAAGAGGCCAGACCAUCGCUUGAAAGAUACAAUCAUUCGUCACCUUGUCGAUAAAUCAGAGAAAGCUGCAGUUGGUGAUACUUCACAGACAUCAACUCAGAAAAUCGCAAGUGUUGAUAAGGUGCAGACUUUAACAGAAAGGAUUGUCAUCUGGCACGUUGCUACCGAAGUUUGUUAUGAGUCGGAUCAUCCUAAAAUUUUUGGUAAGGAUGAGGUGAAGCUGAAAGUGGCCAAACUACUCUCCGACUACAUGAUGUAUUUGCUUGUUGCAUGUCCUGAUAGAUUUCCUUUCUGCAAAAACUACCAGAUUGUGCAAGAUUCCGCUGAUAUGAAGAAACUUUUUCACGGAGUGGUAUUGAAUGAGGGCAACACCACCAAGAUGUCAUCACUGGUGAACGGGGCACAAGAACUUGUUCUAGAUAUGAAGGAGAAUCCGAAGAGGUGGGAUAUCAUGGGCAGCAUGUGGGUUGAGAUAUUGUGCGAUGCCGCGACGAAUUGCCCAGUGAAGAACCACAUUCAAGAGCUUCGACAUGGGGGAGAGUUUCUCACCCAUGUCUGGCUUUUGCUAUUGCACUUUGGCACACCGAAGGAGCUAGAGAGAAGCAAGUCUAGACUAAAGGAUGAAAAAGACAGCGGGGCAAAAAGUACCGGUAGUACCGUUGGAGACAUUGCGGGGAAUCAGAUUGACGAGGGUGAAUAUGAUAUACAAGCUGCUAACGAAGACCUUGAGCAGAAUAAAGUUGCCGGUGAUUGGACUUCUUCGAUCCUCUAAUUAAGAAGUUGAGCAGAAUAAAGUUGAGGGUUGGACUUCUAAUUCGAUUUGAUAAUCUAAUGGAGAGAAAUGCUGUAAAUUGUAAUAUUUCUAUUUAUGGUUUGCUUCUGAAGUGUGUUUGUUUUUAGGAAACACUCCCUGGUCUUCUGGUGUAAAAUUUCAGGACCGGUUGGUACUAUUAUGUCUGCAUGUCUCUGUGUGAUAAUAAUAAUGCUGUUUAAUUGCUAAACUAGUGUAAUGAUAUUUCAGUCUUUUAUCA
This is a messenger RNA of Rhododendron vialii, 2506 nucleotides long. RefSeq lists its product as uncharacterized. The record is from RefSeq and is a predicted model, not a curated record. The transcript is spliced from 2 exons. Bases 214 to 2247 code for a protein of 677 amino acids. Lineage: Eukaryota; Viridiplantae; Streptophyta; Magnoliopsida; Ericales; Ericaceae.